This is a messenger RNA of Helobdella robusta, 351 nucleotides long. RefSeq lists its product as hypothetical. The record is from RefSeq and is a predicted model, not a curated record. The coding region runs from base 1 to 351 and encodes 116 amino acids. Lineage: Eukaryota; Metazoa; Annelida; Clitellata; Rhynchobdellida; Glossiphoniidae. The transcript is spliced from 2 exons.
AUGAAUAACGAGUCUAGAAGUUCUGGAGAUAACUUCCAGAAAAACAUCAACAACAACGUUAUUCACAGCAACCACAUCAGACACAGUAGCAACCACAUCAGCCACAGCAGCAACCACAUCAGCCACCAAAAUUACUCUCCAAGCCAACCAUCAUCAACCAGCUUCCCAUCUCCGUACAACAUGCUAUCCUGUCAAAAUGCUGACAACUCCUGUUCCAAGAUUAGGAAAUAUAAUUCAACAAUUCGGCAGCAUGCAAUGUCGCCACUAAUUAAUGGUUACACUGCACUGAUAGGUGUAAAAUUUCACCUUCAUAAUGCUUUGGUAAACAGCCAUCUGGUUAUAAAGAUAUGA